This is a messenger RNA of Alternaria triticimaculans, 1410 nucleotides long. RefSeq lists its product as uncharacterized. The transcript has 3 exons. The record is from RefSeq and is a predicted model, not a curated record. Lineage: Eukaryota; Fungi; Ascomycota; Dothideomycetes; Pleosporales; Pleosporaceae. Gene Ontology annotation, cellular component: mitochondrion. Bases 1 to 1410 code for a protein of 469 amino acids.
AUGGAAGGAGGGUUUAGCAGAGCACUUCUUUUGCGCAAAGAAGAUGGCAGCGAGAUCGUUGCGAAAAUACCCUUCCCUAUUGCAGGGCCACCAAAAUACACCACGGCGUCGGAGGUGGCUGUUCUCAAAUACCUAAACAAGUAUACUCAAGUCCUGGUACCCAAAGUUUCGGCCUGGGACGCCGAUCCGUCCAAUCCUGUCGGCGCCGAGUACAUCAUCAUGGAAAAGGCUCUCGGCGUUCAGCUAUACAACGUAUGGGAUGAUCUGAAUGACUUGGACCGGUUGCGCCUCCUACGACAAUUAGCCAUAUUCGAGAGCGAAAUGACUAAGAUCCGCCUUCCGGCGAGCGGAAGUCUUUACCUUUCUAAAUCUAUGGCAGAAAACGAUGCACAUGUCUCCUUGGACCAGGAGAUGGAUCCUUCUGGAGAGUUCUGUAUAGGUCCAUCGUGCGAGCGAGGAUGGCAUGUUCCCGACGAAAGUGCAAGUCUAUCCCCCCAUUUCAAUCGGGGACCAUGGCCAGAUUUAUCAUCUUUCGGAACCGCUCUAGUCGACCGAGAGCUUGCGAUCCUGCGAAAUCGUUCUUUCAACGCAACAUCUGGCUCACCACGAGGAACUCUCGAUGAGCAGAUCGAUGCUCUUAACAUGACUAGAGAGGUCAUGUCUCGACUGCACGAGCGCACACUCGUUAGCAAGGUCUCCAAUCCAGUGCUAUGGCACACCGACCUCCACAUGGGCAACAUCUACGUCUCAGGGCAAAAUCCACCCCAAAUUUCAUCGAUCAUUGAUUGGCAAUCGAUUGUAGUCUCGCCAUUGUUCCUACAGGCACGCUUUCCAGAAUUCCUGACAGUUGACGAAGACUACCAAUUGGGCACUAUGGAGCUCCCACCGCCACCGCCUGAUCUAGAUAAGAUGGACGCUGGCGACAAGAGAUUAUCAGAGUUCAAGUACGAGCAAGCAAAAGCAACAAAGCCGUAUGAAUUAAACUGCGCAGCUCAGAACACAAUGGCUUGGAAGGCGUUGAAGUUACCGGCAUUCCUCCGGGAGCUCUUCACACGAUGUGCAGAAGUCUCGGAAGAGGGCGAGAUACCACUUCGCGCAUGUCUCAUUGAGGUUGCCGCAGUAUGGAACAGGAUUGGCUUCAAAGACGAAUGCCCACUCAACUUUAGCGAGGAGGAUUUGCAGAAGCACGAGCAACAAUUCGAAGAAUACAGCAACUACCACAAUGUACACGAAUUGGCGAGAGAGAUCAUUAGCACGGAUUUCGAAGGCUGGAUCAAUCCGCGACUGGACUUCUCUGCGAAACAACAACAAAACCAAGGACUACUAAAAGAGUUCGUGCGCAGGAGCAGUGAAUUUGGCAUGACGCCGGAGAAGAUGAGGAGCAUAUGGCCGUACUUAGAUCGGUCGUGA